This is a messenger RNA of Poecilia latipinna (sailfin molly), 1728 nucleotides long. It is a transcript of the gene asb16, whose product is annotated as ankyrin repeat and SOCS box containing 16. The transcript has 7 exons. Lineage: Eukaryota; Metazoa; Chordata; Actinopteri; Cyprinodontiformes; Poeciliidae. Gene Ontology annotation, cellular component: nucleus. Bases 130 to 1527 code for a protein of 465 amino acids. Gene Ontology annotation, biological process: protein ubiquitination; intracellular signal transduction; positive regulation of protein catabolic process. Gene Ontology annotation, molecular function: protein binding; transcription cis-regulatory region binding. The record is from RefSeq and is a predicted model, not a curated record.
GGGCAUUUGAUUAGAAGUUUUAUUUCGUAUGAGUUUAACUUAAAACAGAAAUGGGUCCAGUUUUUGUAAGUUGCUUUAUAUUUGUUUGGAUUCCAUAGAAACUUGAGGCACUUCCAUUAAAGGGGUGUUAUGUCCAAGGACACAUUUCCAUUCUCCUCUACCUCACUGCGCUCUCUCAGACUGGAGCAGGAGCUCCAGGACUGGGAGGAUGAACGGCGAGCUUUGGCUCAUAGGAGAGCCAUGAUCCGGCCUCCGCUGCCUCGGGCCCCCCGACUGCCUCCCCGGCAGCAGCGGAUCCAAGAGGUCAGAGCCCCUUCACUCCAGAUCCGCUGCAGAGACACCAGCAUCCACAACACCUUCAUGUGCGGAGACAUAAAGGGAGUCUACGCUGUGCUGAAAGACCCUGCAAUGGUCAACGCCCUGAUGGAGACGGUGCAUGAGGAGAUGGUGUGGGCUCCGGAAAUGGGCAUGUGGACGCUGAGCUCCAAGGUGAAACAAACAUCGGCCUUGCGCCUGGCUGCCAGCCGGGGUCACGCGGCGUGUGUGGAGGAGCUGCUGUUUCGUGGUGCUGAGGUGAACGCCAACCCUGGAGGCAACACGGCACUCCACGACGCCUGCAUAGGCGGCCACCCUGUCUGCGUCCAGCUGCUGCUGACCCAUGGAGCAGAUCCUGAAGUGCUGGCAGCAGAUGGCAGUGCUCCUCUUCACCUCUGUACCUCUGCCCAGUCAUUCCACUGUGCUAAGCUGCUUUUAGAAGGAGGCGCAGACAUCAACGCGCGGAGCCUGGAGUCGAGGCUCUCCGCUCUGCAUGUGGCUGCUCAGCGAGGCCUGGAGGAGCACGUCCAGCUCUUCCUCAGCCACGGCGCCGAUGUUUUAGCCACCAAUCGAGAGGGGGAGACCCCCCUGAAUGCCGCUUGCUCCGGAGCCGAGAGGCCGUCCGAAGCUGGGCGGUACCUCCGUGUGAUCCAGCAGCUGCUGCAUGCAGGAGCUAAUCCCCAAACUGCAGGCAGGAAGCAGCACACCCCGCUGCACAACGCCUGCGCAAACUGCUGCUGCAGGAUUGUGGACGUCCUCCUGCAGCAUGGAGCGAAGGCUGAUGUUGAGAACUGUGCGGGAUACACACCAAUGGACUGCCUGCUGCAGGUUGUGGAAGAUUACCCGACUCAGCAAUCUGAAGCUGUAGCGCGAUCCCUUCUGAACUACGGAGCAAAACCUGUUUCACCAAAGAUGCUGAAACAGCUGGCCUUGUAUCCUGAUGUUCUGGGCGUGAUGCUGAACUCGUACACAUCCAUCCCGCCCUGUGAUUGGUCAGACUCCCUGCCUCCUGACACGCUUUCCCAGGAGCACCUGUUGUUUCUCCGCUCGCUGCGUCAGAGGAGCGCUCGGCCUCGAUCCCUGCAGCAUCUCUGCCGUUGUGCUGUGCGUCGCCAUUUAGGAGCCCGCUGUCACUCAGCUGUAUGUGAGCUGGACGUUCCUGGGUCUGUGAGAGAAUAUCUGCUGCUCUGUGACAACAAGGCACUCCAAUAAAUAUUGAUGUUGUCAUAUCAUCUUAAAACUUAUUACUAUUGAUUCUAAAUCCAAAUUGUCACAUGAAGGCUGCUCACUCUGGCCCAUGUGUGUCAAACUCAAGGUUGGUGGGGCCACAUCACAAAAAGUAUCAUGAAAUCCUGGAGGAACUGAAAAGAUGUUCAAUAAUAUCUAAUUUUAAGAAUUAAUUUAUAUUUUAAC